AUGGAUUCCUUAUUAAUACAACAUUCAUCGCUUAUUCGUCGUCUUCGUCGAAAAAUGUCACCUGUAACAGUAGCAGAAAUUAAAUUAUUUUUUGACAAUGUUGUUUCCUAUAUAAAAGAUAUUACUUAUACAAAUGAAACAGAUCAUGGUUUAAACAUUUUAACAAUUAUUUGUGAUGAUCUAGCAUCGAUAAAUACUCUUCGAUUAUUUGAUCAUCCAGUUCUAAUUAAUCAUUCAAUAUUUAUUUAUAUUGGACGAACAUUAGAAACAUUAUUAAUCAAAUCCAAUUAUGUAAAAUCGAUACCAAUGAGAAAGUGUGAAGAAGAUUGUUUCUAUUCAAUAAGUUAUUUAAUAGCACAAUUAUGUUUAUUUCGAAAUGAACCUAUAACAUGUUUUUAUGGAUCUAUAUCAGAUGAAAUCACAUCUGUAACAGAUAAAAUAAAUAUAAGAGAUAAAACUAUCGAUGAAAAUAGUAGAAGAUCGAAACCUAUUGCAGAUAAACCAAAUUUGAAAGUUACUUGUCUACCUUCGAGUGUACCGAAAUCACGAUCAAUUGAAAAAAUACAAUUUGAUAUGGCAUUAAUAAGUCAUCGAAAAAAACUUCCUAUUCAAUUUAUUGAACCAACAAUCGAAAGAGAAAUUGAACCAACAGUUGAACGAGUAAUUAAAUCUGAUAUAUCUAUUCUAUUACAGAUUUUACCAUCAAAAAAAUAUCAAGAUGUAUUUUUAAAUGAAUUAUUUCUAAAUAAACUCAUUCGUGCUAUUGAUAAUGUAUCUCAAAAUGAAUAUUCUUUAUAUCAUAUUAAAUAUAAAAUUAUUGAUCGACUAAUUCGAGUUUGUUCAAAAUUAAAUAUUGUUGAUCGAUUAUUUAAUCCUAUUGUAGCAUGUUUACGUUCAAAAUUUUAUCGAGAAAUUUUCACAACUAUAGAAUCUGAACAAUUUCGUCUAAGUCCAAAACAAUUAUUUUUUAUUUAUCGAUGUUCACAAUUUAUAAUUCAACAUGAUUUUCAAGAGAAAGAACAAAUACCUCAUCUAUUAUGUGAAACUAUGAUUGAUGCUACAAAAUCAAUUAUCAAAACAAUUUUACCAAUCAGUGAUAAUGAACUUGAUCCAAAGUAUUACGAUGAUCGAGGAAUAGCACUUUACGCUUUUCGUUGCCAUUUGGAAUUACUAAAUUAUUUGUCAUUAACAUCAUCUGGUAGACGAUAUUUUAUUAAAAAUAAUAUCAUCGAUAAAAUAAUAAAUGUCUUAGAACACGAUAUUUUAAUUGAUAAUGCAUGUCAAAACGAAGAACUUUUUCAUGCUGAUGUUGCUACUAUUGCAUAUACUUUAAUGCUUUUGUACAAUUUAGCAUACGAAAAGCACAUAUUUUCAAUAUUAAAACGAAAAGAUUUUCAACAGGUGUUUACUAAAUUAGAAUCUGCAAAGGACAUUACAUUACGAUUUGCAUAUAAAACUUUAUCAAAAAUUCUAAGUAGUGAUCAAAUUCAUGAAGAAAACAAACCGAUGAAAUUAAAACAAGAUUAUACUAAGUACAUCGAAGAGAAUUUUAUUGAACCUAAGCGUAAAAUUAAAUUCGGUCUUUUGAAAGCUAACAUAGAACUCAAUGAUAAUGUAAAAUUUAAAUUUAUUGACGAAACUUAUUUGACACAUUUAUGUCGAGAUAUCGAAGAUUUAUCUACUAAGGAAUAUCCAUCAAAUGCAUUGAAAUAUAAAGAUGUUGGACGACGUGUUCGUGUUGCUUCAAAACAGGAACUCAAAGAAGUUGAAUUAUUAAUAGAUCCAAUAUUAAAAUGUUUAAAUUCGAACUUUUAUCUUAAAGUUUUCGAAAACAUUGAACUUGUUCAAACGAAAGCGGCAUCUACAGUUACGACAAGCAAUAGUGGCCUUGCAGCAAAACACCUAUUUUUCAUGCAUGAAUGUCCAGAAUUUCUCUUUCGAAAUGAUUAUAAUCGACGAAAAGAUAUAGCUAAUUCAUUGGGCAAAACAAUAUUAAAAUAUACUGAAACAAUCUUCAACCAACAUUUAUUCAUUCUAAUGGAAGACAAUGGUGGAGUAGCUGUUAAUGAUACAAAAAUUGCGCGAAUGGUAGCGUUAAGUUAUCAUAUAAGAAUGUUAAAUCAUUUUGCAAUGAUACGAGCUAUACAAAAGGAAUUUUUAUCAUUACCAAUCGUUGAUCAAUUAUUCUCAAUAUUAAAAGAUCAAUCAUUAAUUGAUGAAAAUCGACGUACUGCUGAAGCUCGGGCUGGAGUUAUCGGUCAAUCCUUAAUAUUAUUUUAUAAUCUCGGAUUCGAUAACAGACUACGUUCACAAUUGAUGACGAAAAAUAUUUUAAAUAUCUGUUUAAAAUUGCGUUAUAUUUACAAUGAUAUAUAUGAUCCACCAGUAUUAGCAAAGACCUGUGUUGAGUAUAUUGAUAAAUGUAUUAAAGAACCUCGACUAGCAUAUCAAGGUUUGAAAUUAUAUCGUUUAUUGAGGCAUCUUGAAAUUUUUGUCUUAAAUGAUACAUUUACGGAAAGUUUUGCUGAUGAAAAACAAGGUAUUUCAGUUAUAAUAAAAUGUUGCUGUUUGAUUGGUUCUGAAGAGAAACAUUCAGAUGAUCAAAAAAAAGAAUUACUAAAAAGAAUUCAACAAUUAGCUGUAUCUAUUAUUUGGAAACUUUCAUUUUAUGGACCAACAACAAGUAAAAAAUUAAAAUCAAACAAUUUAUUCAUUGAUCAAAUUCUUAUAUUAUUAAAUGGAACGUCAAAAAAAUCCAAGCAAAAUGCUAGUGCAAUUAUCUGGCGAUUAGGAAGUGAAGAAACAAUACGUUAUGAGCAAACAGAAAAAGAAAAACAUAAAACAACUACAAUGGAUGAUGAUCAGUUCAUAUCAAAUGAUGAAUGGGAUGAAACAAUACCUUAUGAUUUAUUAAUUAGUGUUAGUAAUAUAAUUGAUGAUAUGAUUGUAGCUAAAAAAAUUUUUGAUCGUUUAUCAUCAAAAGGUUAUCGAGUAUAUAAUGAAAAACAGGGAAAACAUCGAUUGGAAUUAAUGAAAAAAGCAAUAGCACAAAAGAAACCAAUUUUAAUUUGUUUAUCAUCAAAAUAUCGUCUGUCAAAAAUUUGCAUGGCUGAAAUUGAAUAUGCAAAUAAACAUUCAAGUUCAAUUAUUCCAGUUAUUGUAGAAGCUAAAUUUAAAAUACAAGGAUGGUUAAAACAUCUUAUUGAUGGAAAAGAUCCUAUUGAUUUAACACAGAAAAAUUUUAAUGAGGAACUUUUGAAAGUAUUUGAAGAAAUUGAAAAACAAAAAAGUUCAGACUAG
Rotaria sp. Silwood1 is the source of this 3300-nucleotide messenger RNA. Lineage: Eukaryota; Metazoa; Rotifera; Eurotatoria; Philodinida; Philodinidae. The record is from the annotation of a GenBank genome assembly.